AUGUCGAAGCGCAUGCGUGGCCUGGCCGUAUCUCGGCCCAUCCUCAUAGGAUCCACAUCCACGCCUCUGACACCAGCGGAGAAGCUCACUGCGCCGCCGGACCACACGCACCGCUGGACCGUGGCGGUACGCAGCGCCGCGAGCGCGCCCCUCUCUGCCGCCGUCGCCGAGGAGCCGAGCGACGACCAGAGUGAGAGUAUUGGUGCACGCCUUCGUGAUAGCGGCCAGGAUCUGCACCGCGCUGUUGGCGGCAAGGACGAUCUCUCGUACUUUAUCAAGCGUGUGCAAUUCCGCCUGCACGAUACCUAUUCUCAACCCACGCGGAACAUCGACCGGCCACCCUUCAGUGUUACAGAAACGGGGUGGGGUGAAUUCGAGGUCCAAAUCAAGAUCUUCUUUGUCCCUGAGGCCGGCGAGAAGCCUCUUACAGUGCUGCACCACCUGAAACUACACCCGUGGCCCGCCGCCAUCCCAGCGGCAGAGGCGCCGGCGGCAGGCACCACUGCUGACGCCACAGCUGCGGGGGCGCCGCCACCGCUACCGCCGGUUGUGCACUCGUGGCAGUACGAGGAGAUUGUGUUCCCCGAGCCGUUCGAGGCCUUUUACGAUAUCCUCGUGGCUCAUCCCCCGACGCCCUGGCCUGCGACGUCAGCACAGGCGUUCACGGACCCCCAGGUGAUGACGGAGCGCCAGCACCUUGUACACACGCCUACGGGCCAAGUCCUGGAGGCGCUGAGCCUCGAGGCGCAGCGCGCCGAGGCCGACCGCAUUGAUCUUGCGCGAGCCAAUGCGGUGCAGCAGCUGGAUGCCGAUCGUACAAAGUUGAUUGCCACUGAGAAAUUGCUACAGGAGGCACGCGUGCAGCUCGCUCAGCUCGAGCCGGCGGCCACGGGGCCUAGUGCUUGA
This is a messenger RNA of Malassezia sympodialis ATCC 42132, 906 nucleotides long. Its product is annotated as YAF9 family protein. Gene Ontology annotation, biological process: regulation of DNA-templated transcription. The record is from RefSeq and is a predicted model, not a curated record. NCBI's taxonomy places the organism in Eukaryota, Fungi, Basidiomycota, Malasseziomycetes, Malasseziales, Malasseziaceae.